Molecule: messenger RNA, 6318 nt
Organism: Anopheles coustani
Lineage: Eukaryota; Metazoa; Arthropoda; Insecta; Diptera; Culicidae
Exons: 7
Coding region: 391-5280 (1629 amino acids)
Cellular component (GO): nucleus
Source: RefSeq, a predicted model, not a curated record
GUCCCACGGCAUUGAUAUUUAUCGGGGUGAAAGUUCUAUUAAAACGUACGAUUUCGUUACGAAACGCACUGCAAACAUUCAAGGAUAACUGUGUACCGAAAGUUGCCCGAGACACGGCAAGGCAAAGGAGACAAAAGUGGGCUACAUGUGAAGUAAUCACGCAAGAGGCAACAACAGCAGUAAAAACAUCUAGACUUGCAAAAAGCAGGAAAAAAAAAAACGGCCUAGCCACUAGCAGCCACAGCAACAGCAAUCCGAUACUUUCGAAGCAGCUGCCGCACAUAAGGAGUGUUUUUUCACUACGGUUCACUUUCGAGGGAAGCAAAAACUGAAAGCAGCAUACUUUGAAUUGCGAGUGCUAAAGCUAACUAGCAUAGCCCUCUCUAGGUCAUGUCAUGUCAGCAAGCAUCCAGAACCCAGGAGGAUCCGUACGCGUUCACGGAAUCGGCACCAUUGCAGGCAAACUCACUGGUGUACGCAAAUCACUCGAGUGCCGUUAGCAAUAGCAGUAUCAAUAAUAGCACCAGCACCAGCGGAAAUGCACUCGCCGCCAACUCCAAUACGACCAUCGUCUCAUCCGGGGCCAGUUUGUUGCUCGCGACAUCCGUCUCGAAUGGCAAUGCUGCGAAGGAUAAUGUUGUCGUGACCACCCCAUCCCAGCAGCUACGGGUCGGGUCAUCACCGACACUAAAAGUUCGCUACAAUGGCGUAGUAGCGACUACGCCAGCAACAGCCGUGGCAGGUGUGCAGAGAACGUCCUCAGCUGUUGCGGUAACACAACCAUUUACGAAACCAGCUGUGCAGAUACGGCAACAGCAGUCUCCGCUCCAAUACACCGUAGCUCAGUCCCAGCAACCGAUGGUUACUGUCGGGAAGCAGUCUAAGAAGGUAGCCCCGCAGCAGAAAUCACCGAUGGUUACCGCGGUCGUAGCCAGUGGGCCCAAAGUGGUAUCUCCGCUGCAGCAGCAGCCGCGAGUUUUACAGCAACAAUCGACCGUCCUGUCGACGGCCGGUGGUUCCAUACUGAAGUUCAUCAAAAUUCCUCCCCAACAGCUGGGCAAAGGCGUGUCUGCUAGUGGUACACUGCCCCAGGGAAGCUUCAUUCAGGUGACCACAAGCGGUACCGACGGGGCAAGGAAAUUACUGGCAACAACCGGUAACACUGGAAUGAAUACAAACUCGAUUUCGGUGACAAAUACCGCAACACCGGCUGUCAUCACUACGGCUAAUCGGAAUAUCUCGGGUGUUCCGACGGUUCCUUCAGUUUCACCGACAAAAAUUCGGCUUAUUCAACCACAGUCUCAGGGUAAAAUUUAUCUGCAAGCGCCAAACAACGGCAGCCUGUCAGGGACUACUCACAUUUCGAAUCCGAUAAGUAUAGCAGCACUGAGAAACUCGCUCGUUAAACAACAACAGCAGCAACAGGUUACUCAGUUGCAACAGCAGGUCGUACAAGUUCCACCACAAUCACUUGGGCAACAACUGAAGCAACAACAAAUCAUCCAGCAAUCCCCAUCGCGAUCACAGCUUCAGGGAACGCAGCAGGCAUUGCAACUGCAACAAACUCAACAAUCUCAGCUGCUUCUUCAGCAAACGAAGCAAAAACAAGCGCUGAGUAAUGCCAUCGCUUUUCAGAAUCAGCAACAGUUUCAAACAAAGCAGGCUCCAAAGCCGUUGCUACAAGCGUCCUCGACUAUAUCCCUGCAAUCGCAGCAAAAACAAGAAGGAGUCGUUAAUUCAUCGACCCAAGGCCCGACUCAGCACGUUAGGCAAGUUCAAUCGCAAAAAUCAGCUUUGCAAAUAAAUCACUCGUCGCAGGCAGUGCAAAUACAGCAACAAAAACAGUCAUUGCUGGUGCAGCAGCAGCAGCAGCAACAGCAACAGCAGACAAAACAACUGUCGUCUCCUCCACAGCAACAACAAGCAUCGCAGCGAAAGCAACUACAGUUGCCACAAACGAAAGGAGGGCGCCAGGGAACGCAGCAAACACCGCCGAAACCUUCUGGAUCUUUAUCCUCGCCAGGUUCCUCUCCGAUCAUGACGGGCGUAGCGAAUGGAUCACUCCUUGUAAAGGUGAACAGUAGCCCGGUCGUUGGCGCCGUAAAUACGACGGGGGUGAGCAAAACUGCAACUUUGCUCGACAAUCAAGCACUACCGUCGGCACGACGCUCCUCCGGGCAGCAAAGUUUGCUGAUCGGAGCAGCCACGGAGAAAGUGUUAUCACAGCAACAGACGCUGGUGACAAACAGUGCUGCUGCUGAUAGUACGCUGUCGCGCAGUCCAUUGAGCGUGAUGGUGUCCGAGGCGAAAAAGGAGAUAGCUGCAAGCCCUGCCGACCAUGUCUUCGGAUCGAUUAACGAACAAGCCAGUAGACUGGAGGCGAACGUCGUGAACGAACGGAACGGUGGUGCGAAGAUAAAGCAACAGUCCGGUCGAAAGUCGGUUACCAAAACGACUGCAAAGCAGCCGAAAGCCGGCAAGCGUACGUACAAUCAACGUUUGGUCGAAGAACGGCAGGGAAAACCAAAAUGCGCUCCAUUGCCCACUUCACUCGUGAUGUCAUUAGGCAGCGUUCCGGGCGCGGCAGCUAGUGGACCUGAACCCGAAUCGUUUCAGGCUGCGUUUGCAAAAAUGGCGCGUCCCGCGGCUCCCGAAACGUACCGUGGUGGGGUAGAAUGCAAACCCGCGUUCUCCUCCUCCUCCAUGCCCACCCCAAAGUCAACAAAAGUGAAGAAGGAAAGCGCUCGGAAACUGUUCGGUGCCGAUUGCAAUCAGCAGGACGGCGGUGAGAUGAAACCAGUGAAGCUGAAGUUUGUCGCUCCUAAGGUUCCGGGUGCGGUCGCCGUGCCAAUAACUCGUCCCAAGGUGAGGGAAUGGCAUGCACCAGGCGCGUACAUGUUCGAUCUGAAGGAUCCGGGCGAUGAGUCGGACGACGACGUGUACGAAGAGCGCCCCAACACGCUCUCCUUCUGGUACGAGGAAUCGAUAGCGAUCACCGCCGUACCCAACAGUACGACAGGAUGGGGAAUGAAUCCGCGGCAGGCGAGUGGUAUGCGAGGUGGCAGGAACAACAAACACACGGACAGUUUGCACGACGUCAAGUUCCAGAUACGUAUGUUGACGCGCGACGAACGGCUGGAGCUGAAAAAGGCCUACCUACAGCGGCGGGUGGUCCAGUGUCGCAAUGGGCUGCGGAUGCGACACAUUUCAACCGCGAAGAGGAAGCUCGAAUCUAUGGCUACGCUGAUCAAAAGGUUGGAUAAGCGGCGACAGCAGGCGAUGACCCAGGAAAGCGAAAAGCCGAAGUGCAUCCACGAAGGCUGUGGUCAGUCUGCUCUCGUUAUGACGUCGCACUGCUAUAAUCACAUAACGGAAAACAAGGACCAGCGCCUGUUCCAGCGUUGUACUGCCAAGUUCGCAGACAACAGUCAGUGCAGGCAGCCGGUGUUCGACAUCAGCCACGAGCUGGUGCUGUGUAAGGAACAUGCUUGGAAGCACGACAAUCACGACAAGAUGUCACAGGAGGUGCGCUCGCAGAAGAAAUCGCCUUCGGUGGCCGCGGCCGUUUUGGCAGCUACGACUGUGACAUCGGGCGCUCCUACGAGCUCGACCCUGAUUGCGUCUCGUAAGAAGGUAAAAUCCGCUCCUCCAGUGGUUGUGGUGCGUCCUCAAAAGCGACCGAAAAAGAAGAAGAAGCUGUCUCCACUACAACAGCAGUUGCAGCUGCACCAGCAGCACUACAAACAGUUUGUUACUGUCAACCAACAGCAGCAUGCCCAUUGUGUACCUCCAAACCAGACGGCUAGUGUACAGGGUAAUGUGGUCGUUCAAUCACCUGCCAACAUCGUUUACCAGCAACAGCAGCAGCAACAGCCGCUACAUCAGCAACAACAGCAGCAGCAACUGCAGCAGCAACAGCAGCAGCAACAGCAGCAGCAACAGCAGCAGCAACACCAGCAGCAACACCAGCAGCAACAGCAGCAGCAACAGCAGCUACAGCAGCAACAACAGCAUCAACAGCAUCAACAGCAGCAACAACAGCAGCAACAGCAGCAGCAACAGCAGCACCAUCAGCAACAGCAGCACCAGCAGCAACAGCAGCAACAGCAGCAACAGCAGCACCAGCAGCAACAGCAGCACCAGCAGCAACAGCAGCAACAGCAACAGCACCAGCAGCAACAGCAGCAACAGCACCAGCAGCACCAGCACCUACAACAUACGCAGCAUAAAGCGAUGGUUAAUGCUACGUAUAAUAAUAGAAUGGUUCAACCCCUGCUAACUGUAGAGCACACGGUGCCGGUUUAUGAGCAUGAUAGGCGGCCGUUCGUGGCAAAUGGUGGAAUGGUGGAUUCUGUUCCGGUCAAACAGCAACAGAGCAACACGAUGGUCCUGCACCAAAACGUCCCGCUCAGCAACGGAGUUCAGCACAUUCCGCUGAUGAAUGCUGACAACAGCCAGUCACACGGUAUCAUCGGAUCGACGGUAUAUCAUGCCCAGCAAGACGACACUCCAAUGCAGCUUGUCGAUCAUACGUUACAGCAACAGCACAGCCAAGAACACGAAAUCCUCAAGCUAGACCACCACCAUCAGCAGCUGCCCGAUGAACAGCUGAUGCUGAACUACAUGCAAGAACAGCAACUACAGCUCCAACAGCAGCAGCAUCAACACCACCACCAGCAGCAGCAGCAAAAGCAGCAAAUGCUUCAACAACAACAACAACAACUGCAAUACAACAACGGGCCGCACUCGAUGCAGCCCAUGCUGAACACAUCCACCAACCAGGAUCUGCUGACGAUCUGUGAGAACAGUUCCGCCUAUGCAAGCUCCGAGGAUACCGGCGUCGGAGGCUUAUCGGAAUCAGAACUGAUGGCAACGCAAGAAGUGAUAGAGGAGAUUAUACCGUUCGAAAUCGGUAACCUGCUCAACACCAAUGUGCUCAGUCAGCUGGCACCGGACGCAUUGAACGAGCUGCUGUUUGCUAGCGGCGACCAAGAAGAGCACGACACGAGUACGGCGUUCGAGGGCACGACCCGCGAAGUUGAAGACGACAUCGAGCGUGCUCUGGAGCACGUGAAAUCGCUCGACGAUAUGGCGGUCGAGUCGGCCAACUUUCUGGGCGAUUUCCUCGAGAAUGUCGACGACGAGAUGCUGGACGGUGCGGACAUUUGCAGUACCGAGCAGAUGCUGCAAUCGCCGAACAACGGGAACGACAUUCGGGGGCUAGUGCAUACGCUUGAGCACGAUACUAGUAUUUUACCCUAUUCAACGAGAGCAUCUUAAAAUACCGGUUGACACACUAAAGUUCACGGCAGGAAGUUUUUUUGGCGUAUGUUUCGAAGGUAAGAUCGAUAAAGAAAAUAUGGUCUCUUGCGUAGUUUGAUGGUAUUUUGUUUUAAGUAACUCCAGUGUUUAGCAAACAACGAGAACUCAACAAGAGGUCCUUUCACGUUCGCAGUAUGGUGUAAGUUAAAAGAUCAAAAACUUAGGAUUCUCUUCAUGAUGCGAUUCGUUGGACGGUCCUCGUCCUGGAAAAUCUCGCGAAUAGAUGGACAGGACUUCAUAGCAUUUAAUCUAAAGUUACGAGAAGGGAUUAAAGGAGUACCUUACUCUUUAUACGCUUUCUACUUUACCUAUAGUAACUAAACUAUGACUCUGCGGUGCAGGUAGCUAAUGCUCAUAAGAAAAAGCUAGCUGCUGCCCCGUAAAGAGCAAUGAUGCAAAAUCUAUUGUACAUAUAUAAAUAGUAACGUAAAGUAAUAUAUAGGUUUUAAUUAACGAAAUUAAUAUCUGUACCUGAAAACAAAAACUGAAAUUGAAGUAAAAUGUAAAUGGCGCCCACCCAUAACAUGGUGAUUGCCGUUUUCGGUUUGCUUCAAUUGCUUUGUUCAUAGAAAGCACGUCACAUCGGAGGAUCAGAAGACUGUCGGGGAAGAAGUCUGCGAAUGUCUAAUCGGCAUAUAUAUUUUCAUUCAUUUCGUAACGUUCGGACUCUUAGAAGGUGAGAAUUUGCCAGUUCUAGAGUAAGAGUAACCGUUGUCAUAUAAAGCGAUAGCGCAUAAAGGAACCACUUAGUGUGAACGUUCAAAUAAAGUGCAGGAGCGCAAUAUGAACGUAGCGUACUCUACUUCUUGUUACUUUUAAGUAGCAAAAAUCCACAAAGCAAACGAAAAACUGUACUAACGAAUCGACAUCAAACACUAGCACUGGGGAGUUUAAUCAUAAACAUAUAUGUAUGUAAAAUUAUCGUGAAAAUGACUUACUAUCAUGUAGUGAAUGUAUGACGAAAAAAAAAACACAUGAAGUUAUUGGUCUGUAAGC